UUAUCAUUAGCUAAUUGCAGAGGGCAAUGCUAUGAUGGAGCCAGUAAUAUGCUUGGGUCAAAAAGUGGCGUAGCCAAGAGAAUUCAAGAACUUCAGCCCAAAGCUCAUGCAACUCACUGUCAUGGUCAUUCAUUAAGUCUGAGUAUGAAGGACACAACGAAAAACUGUAAGGUGAUAUCAAAUACUAUGGAUACAGCAAAAGAGAUUGUGACCCUAAUAAAGUUUUCUCCAAAACGUGAAAAUCUACUGGGAGAAAUACAAAAAAACCUCGAAGAAGGAGAACUGGCAACACAUGGCAUAAUAAAGCUGUGUCCUACAAGAUGGACAGUACGCGCAUCAUGUUUCCAACGAAUCCUGGACAAUUAUUCAGCUCUUCUUCAAGAAUGGAUGGUUUGCCUAGAUGAGAAACUCCAAGCGGAUAUACGUGGACGGAUAAUCGGGUGCCAAGCACAAAUGAAAACAUAUGACUUCUUCUUUGGACUAAAUUUGGGUGAACGGUUGUUUUCCCACACUGACAACUUGUCCAAAACAUUACAGAGUACCAAGAUGUGCGCUGCAAGUGGACAACGGCUUGCCAAUCUUACAAAGGAAGUUCUACAAAAGAUACGGAGUGACGAAAGCUUCAUAUUAUUCUACGAAGCAAUUUUAAUAAAAAGCAAAAACAUUCCAUCAAUUUCAGAGCCAACAUUACCAAGGAAAAGACGUGCACCUGCUAGGUUUGAGAUUGGGACUGGGAUGCCAUCAUACCCCACGACAUCUCAAGAUUAUUACAGGCAAAUAUAUUUUGAAUGCAUUGACUUCAUGAUAAAUGCUAUUGAACAGCGGUUUAACCAGCCAAGUUUUAGCGUAUACGAACAGAUGGAAUCUUUCUUGCUCAAAGUUCUAAACGAUCAAGACUACUCCACAGAGUUGCAGUUUCUUGAGGACAACUACAGUGGUGAUUUAGACAUUGGGGCAUUGAAAUCCCAACUUGAAAUUUUUGAAUUGCUCUUAAAGGAUGCUGAUUGUGUUUGUUUUUACGACAUGUUAGUAAAAAUCAGAGAGUUGCCUGAACCAGAAAAGAAGAUGAUAAGUCAUAUUAUUACCAUCUGUAAGCUUAUCCAGGUUAACCCAGCAACAAGCGCGAGUGCCGAAAGAUCGUUUUCCGCCGCUCGAAGGUUAAAAACAUGGCUUCGUUCGACCAUGUCCCAAGAACGGUUGAACAACCUGACGGUGAUAAACGAGCAUAAGGAGAGAACAGACGGACUUUGCCUCGUUGAUAUUGCGAAUGAGUUUUGCGAACGAAACGAAAACAGGAAACGAAAUUUUGGUCGCUUCGUCGAGUCGGACUGUUAUCAACAUUCAAACAUAUGCGCUAUUUGCCAAAAAGAAGCCUUAGGUUAA
This is a messenger RNA of Paramuricea clavata, 1383 nucleotides long. The record is from the annotation of a GenBank genome assembly. NCBI's taxonomy places the organism in Eukaryota, Metazoa, Cnidaria, Anthozoa, Malacalcyonacea, Plexauridae.